UCACACGAGGCGCAAAGCGGUACGGAAAGCAGAACACGCGCGCGGCCAGCCUCGACCUGCCGUGAAAAGAACGCCGCCGCGGCCCACGAUACUCGCGAGGAGACUCGACCGUGGUGAAUUCGCGGUGUACGGGACGCGAAACGUGUCGCGCGGCCCUGAACGCCGUGGUUGAUCGUCUGAAACCUGAUCGCCGACGAUCCAGCGUCGGGACCUACCCCAACGCGCUUUCAUAGAAGACAGCAACGGGAUGCAUAAAAAAAAUAGCGCAGCCUGCUGGGCGGCGAUAGAUCGAUCGGACAGCUAGGGGACACCAUAAGCCGAUGGGAGGACGCUAUUGAACGUUUCCCUCGUCACCAUGGAACGGUUCGUCGGCGGCGCGAGUAGGAAUCUGUAACGCCAGGUAUUGAUAAAACGUCGAUGUCCCCAGCUACAAGGUCCAUAGUUACAGCUGGGCUAUAGAUCAAGAGACCAAUCCUAAAAUAUAGGACACGCAGUGUUGUCGAGCACCGUGCACGAUGAUGUAGAUCGCGCCGCGCGACCGGGAUGGACAGACAUAAGAUGUAACGGUGCUGGUAGCCAAGAUUUGUUCGGCGUCAGGAUCCUCUUGGGCGAUCGAGCGAGAAACCGGACAGGAUGCCGAAGCAAGUGCCAGUGGAGGACCUGGUGAUACCGCCGCAGGAUGGCCGGAUAUGUGGCACGAUCUGCAUCUGCCAGAUGACGGCCGUGCUGUCGUCUGUCGCUCUGGUGUACCUGACAGUGGCGAUCUACAUGCCCAGCACCAGGGCGUUCCAAUCGGGAAUCAGCGAGGUACCGGUGAUGUGCACGACGAUACGCGCGAUAAAUGCCGACAUCUGUGAUUGGGGCAGUUGCGGCGAGUGGUGCCUUUCGAAGACCUCCGGCCCCUGCGUACAGAUCCACGUGAACCUACGCAGGAACGGGUCCACGAUUCUCCUAGCCAAUUGCACAAACACCACGAAUAAGACUUGCUACGGUAUCGACCAGGAGAACGCGAAGAAAUCGAAGUGCAUCGCCGACGAAUGUCGCAACCUGACCGGCACCUUCAACUGCUCGAACGGGGUGUGCAUCAACAUCACAGACGCGUUCGAGUGCAUAUUCCAUGACACCGAUCUACCGAUGAAGUGUUCCGGCAGACGCGGCAAGAUAAAUUGCAUAGACAUUGACGGUUUAUUCAAUUGCAACCGCGGCACCUGCGAGCGCAUACGAACGCCUUAUAACUGCGAUCGCAGGUGCGUCGAUAUUCCGACUAGGAACAAGAAUAUGAUCCUGUUGAGCGGUGACAAGGUCUAUCUCAGCCAGUGCGAGAGAGCCAUAGACGUGCUGAGCAAUCGAGAGAUCUGGCAUGAAGACCGAGGCGACAUCAUGAUGGCGUCUUGCUAUGGAAUAUUCAACUCGACACUGGGCGUCGAGGCUGUGGACUGCAUUAACGGCUCUGUCCUCGAGAAGGAUCUUCUCACCGAUCUGACCAACUUUACCUACCUAUCCUAUUUGAAUUUGUACGCUACCAAGCCUCUAGACGAAACUAGAAUGGUCGCUCCGCCCGAGCAAGACUUGAUCAUCGCUAACGAAAGCAGAUUGUUGAUCAACCUUGAAGGCUGCGUGAACACUUUGAGAGACGAAUGCAGGGAUUUCCUGCAUGAAUAUGGGAAAGAUGGUUCCGAUCACAAUGCGCGCGCUAGAUUCCCUUGUUACUAUGCCGAGGGCAAUACAGGGGUGGUGGUGUCCCGGUUCAAUCUGGAGAACACGUACAAGGAGUUCCUGAUCGCGCUGCUGUUGCCCAGCAUAUUGUUCGUAGUUAGUUGUUUGACGCUGAUCUUUUGUCAACGGAGCGUGGUGGUCGGCGACGACGCGAAGAUGAGAUUCAAGGGCACGGCCGGCGCGCUCGCGUCGAUAGAGAAGAGCGAUUCGGGUAACCUAGGGGAUGCUGGCGGAGGAAACUCUGCUAUGGCGCUCUGAGAUCCGUCACGCAUUCCCCUCCUGGAGGAGAGUCCGGCUCGUCAGUCGAUAUUCUCCCUGCGCGGGCAUUAUUAAGGUGUGGGGAGGGGGGGAACGCGUGGUUAAAAUUCUCAUCUUGCAAAAAGCGUAAAAAAGCAAAACACAAAGAAUUUCUGC
Nomia melanderi (Alkali bee) is the source of this 2130-nucleotide messenger RNA. RefSeq names its product tipE homolog 3 phospholipid transfer protein (gene Teh3). Gene Ontology annotation, biological process: regulation of sodium ion transport. Gene Ontology annotation, molecular function: sodium channel regulator activity. Lineage: Eukaryota; Metazoa; Arthropoda; Insecta; Hymenoptera; Halictidae. Gene Ontology annotation, cellular component: plasma membrane. The record is from RefSeq and is a predicted model, not a curated record.